This is a messenger RNA of Chenopodium quinoa (quinoa), 1224 nucleotides long. RefSeq lists its product as uncharacterized. NCBI's taxonomy places the organism in Eukaryota, Viridiplantae, Streptophyta, Magnoliopsida, Caryophyllales, Amaranthaceae. The record is from RefSeq and is a predicted model, not a curated record. The transcript has 3 exons. Bases 1 to 1224 code for a protein of 407 amino acids.
AUGCAAGUUGCAUACUGGAACCAGAGAUUGAAAGAAAGAUGGAUCUCUACAGGGGAUCUCCCUACCUCUUUACUCUACUCAAGGGUGAAGGUUAGACAAAAGAGAAACCAGAUUUUGACACUAAAGAAUGUAGAUGGAAACUGGGAGGAGGACUCGAUAACAAUAAAAAAUUUGGUGGUGGACUCAAUGAAAAAAGUGCUUUGUACUUCUCAAUCGUUACACCAAGGUAAUGACACGACAAUGGUGUUGAGGGAGUUAGAUAUCCCAAAGAUGUUACCUUCACAACUCGCCCAUUUGGACAAAGAUUUUACUGACGAGGAGAUAAGGAGAGCGAUGUUUAGCCUCAAUGGAUCAAAAUCUCGGGGCCAGAUGGGUAUGCAUUGGGUUAAUAGAGACACAAUUCAACUUCCUAAGGGUAUGGGAGGAUUAGGAUUGCGCAAUUUGGUUUGCUUGAAUAGUGCUCUUCUUAUGAAACAGGGGUGUGGAUGGAAGUUUGGGAAUGGGGAAACAAUUAUGGCUACGAAAAAUAGGUGGAUGGAAGGGAAGAUAUCGACAACGCACUCUUUGGAUACGACGAGCGAGAUUUGGAAUUGGAAGCCUAGGGAUUUGUUAGACCAAGAUGGUACAGGGUGGAAUCACAGAAGACUCAAUUCUUGUUUUAAUCUAAGGGAUGCGACUCUUAUAGCAUCAAUGGAAGUGCCAGUGACGGAGGUAUACGACUACAUGUACUGGUUAGAUCAUAAGUCUGACCGUUAUACGGUUAAAACGGGUUAUGCUUUUGUUAAAGGUUUGGAGUCUUGGAUAGGAAAUGGGGCGGUUUUGGAGUUUUAUAAAGUUUUCUGGGCUCUCCAUAUACUUCCCAAAUGGAAACUUUUUGUGUGGAAAUUACUCCAUAAUGGUUUGGCGACAAGAGGUAACCUGGGUAGAAGAGGGUUGGAUAUUCAAGUUUACUGUGAUCUUUGUGAGGAUUGGAGGAAUAUAUGCAACAUAUGUUCAGGUUUUUAUACGAAGCCAAAAGAUAUUUGGAGGGGUGGAAUACUAGGCAUCCACUUAGAAGAUAAUGCAGACCAAUCCUUUGUAGAUUGGUUUCUGUACUAUAUCCAGCUUUACCUUAGCUUGGAUAGGAAACAAGGCCAUAGGAUUACCUUCUUCUUAGCCACUUUGUGGGGUUUGUGGAACGCUAGGAAUAACAGGGUUUUUAGGAGAUCAAGGUUGAAUGUGUAG